Molecule: messenger RNA, 2523 nt
Organism: Mirounga angustirostris (Northern elephant seal)
Lineage: Eukaryota; Metazoa; Chordata; Mammalia; Carnivora; Phocidae
Gene: DYNLT5
Product: dynein light chain Tctex-type family member 5
Exons: 4
Coding region: 1-540 (179 amino acids)
Biological process (GO): microtubule-based movement
Cellular component (GO): cytoplasmic dynein complex; cytoplasm
Molecular function (GO): dynein intermediate chain binding
Source: RefSeq, a predicted model, not a curated record
AUGAUGAUGUCAGAAAUUGCUAAAGACAGAAUGGCACAUUCAGUAAGGAAAAGGGGGAGUGUGUCUUCUUUAAGUGGUCGUGAAUUCCGGCUGAAGGAACUUCACGGAAACACCAAAAACUCCAGGAGUACUGUGUCUUAUACGGAUGAACCGAGCCAACGGGAUAAUGCCUCUCGCCUUACAGCUCAGAUGGAAAACACCUAUCAGCUGGGUCCUACCAAACAUUUUCCUGCGGCCAUUGUCAAUCAUAUCCUGAAAGAUGUGUUAACUAACUAUCUACAAGAAGAACAAUAUGAACCAGAGCUCUGUAGACAGAUGACUAAAACAAUUUCUGAGGUUAUUAAAACCCAGGUCAAGGACCUGAUGAUUCCACGGUACAAGCUAAUUGUGAUUGUUCACAUUGGACAACUGAACAGUCAGAGCAUUCUUAUUGGAAGCAGAUGCCUCUGGGAUCCUAAAAGUGAUAACUUUUCAUCUUAUGUUUUCAGAAAUUCUUCUCUCUUUGCUCUUGCAAGUGUCUAUGCUGUUUACUUCGAGUGAUUGAAAAGAAGAAAUCUAGUUCUUACUUUUUUUAAUCAAAAAAUAGGUCAUAUCUAUGUACACGAAAUUUUUACUACCCAGAAGUUUGAGAAAGAAACAACACUAAUAUUUCAAACAACUGGAAUUUUUGGACUUUUUCAUGCUCUUCUAAGAACUGAGGGAGGGAAGGUAGCACAGGAAAGACUCUUGUUUAUCCAGAGGAAGAACUAAGUCUUGGUUCUGCUAGAUUGUUUUUCUUAGACAUGGAUUCUUAUUUAAUAUUACUUUUGGUACUAAUUACUUUAAUUGCUCUUUAUGGAGAGAGAUAAAAUUUCCUGUAUUGUUUUUUGUAAUGAAGAGAAGUUAAAAACAAACAAACAAACAUGACUACAUCCCCUGACCAAUAAAGGGCAGAAGAAUAUUCAACAUGGUAUACACAAAUGAUAAAUGUGAAUGUGUCUCAGUGCUGCAUAUAAAAGAACACUGGUUUUCAUUCGGUACUUAAUAAAUUGAGCAGCAUUCAUUAACUGCAAUUAUUGUUACAUGUACCUGACAGUUGAAACUGCUGAGGUAGAAUUAAUGAUUUCAUAACAAUUACUGUAGUCCCACAGGGCUGCUAGAGCUAAAACUAGAAGCUCUUGUGGGUUGCCUGCACUUUACAAAACUGUGGGAGAACUGAAUGUUGGCUCUCCAGUAAUGGAGACUAUAAAGCGAACAAAGGCUUUUAGGGCACUGCAGUAGACAUUGCUGUAUUAAAUAUACAUGAUGUUUAAUAGUAAAUGUAUCUGUAACACUUAAAAUCAUGUAUUGGAAAGAGACACCGCUUUUAAAUAUAUGCUGCCUGAUGUGCCUGUAAAUAGGUUUUUCUUGGCUAACCAACUUUUUACACAAAAUAGAUAGCUGGCAGCUUAACAAAUAAAACAUGUGUAUUUACUAUUUUGUUCCUAUGAAUUUAGUGCUGAAGUGACCCGUGCAGUUUUGAAUGGAUGGCACUAAAAUUUACAGGGCUGAAAUAGCUUAUUAUUCUGCUGCUUAAUGUAGCUCGGACUAUGGAUCAUUUAUUUUUACGGAGCUUUCAACGCUUUGCGUUUUUCCUGGAUGGUAAGUGAACUGCCCAGAGGACAUUUGUUAAAGGUCAAAGACAAAUUGUACACAUGUGGAGAAAAUUAGCAACGCUAUAGUCUUAAGGAAAAAAAAAAUGAUGUGUCAUUCAUAUCAUAAAGAAUUUAGCAAAUGGGAAAAGAGUCAAUGCUUUAUAGCUUUAAAAUGAAUUGAUGUCUUAUUUUCCCCCAAAAGAACCUGUACUAAAAAAAGUGUAUACUUUUAAAAUCCCUUUCCUUCCGCUUGUUCUGGCUUUUAAGGUAGCUUUUCAAAAUGAAUUAGUCAAUUUUCAUUAUUUUUUUCUGUUAGUGCCUUAGUGGGAAUAUGUCUGUGUAAUAAUUCAUCAUAACCAAUAUUGGCCCAUCUCCAUAGGCCAGUUUUGAAUCUGGAUUAGGUCAUAAGUACAGUAAGUAAAUGAGCUGCAUAUUUUCAUUAUACAUUUGUGAACAUCUCCCCUCUUGGAGCAAGAGCAGGGGCAAUCAUAUUGCAAUUUUGCAUGAGUAAAUCAGAAUGAAGAAAAUUCAUAGUACAUAGAAAGUCCAUUACAAAAACAGCUUUAUUUUUUUAGAGUCCUAAAGUCUCAUCCAUGAGAUAAUUUCUUACCAUCUGUCUUAGGCUGUGUUAGGAAUCAAAACCUUAAAACAUAAUGGUAGUUAAAAAGCAAAAAAGGAAGCAGUUAAACAGCAUAUUGCCAUGUACUGUAAUUCAGACAGUCAAUGAUGAAUUCUAGCAAUUAUAUAGCAGCAUAAGAAUAUACAGUAAAAACCCACUAAUUGCGACUAACUUGGAAGAGUGCUGGUUAUCACAAAAAGUCUGAUGAUAGGAAGCUUUGAUGGAUGCAUUAGCUAACACCAUGGAGGUAAUCAUGUAAAAUACAAAUGUAUCAGGUCAACACGUUGUAUA